CCAGGCAGGACUUCUUCUCUUGUUAAGCAAUGCAUUUCAAGGGAGGAGGAGGAAACUUUGUCCUGCUCAUUUCACUUUUUUUUUUUAUUUUUAUUGCACCAGCUGACGGGGUGUUUUUCAUUUGAAAGAAAAAAAAAGUGUUCAUCAUACUUGAAUUUUGCUUGAAUUUACUGAACAGCAAGCUUACAUUGGAAUCUGGAGGUGUCGGGAGAGGAGUGAACUGAACUUCUUAGGUGUCAAAACUAACAAGGAAAAGGCAGAAGGCACUAAGAUCAAAUAAAAUAGAUAAUAUGCUGUAAAAAACAUAACCUGGCAAGGAGCAUCAUGAAAGUAACAAGAAUAAACAACAAAUGAACAAUCUAGCUCAAAAUUUCUGAUUUUUGAGCCAAUUUUCGCCAUAUUGACUACCUUAAAGAAGAUUUCACAAAAGCUGUUUUCUGGUGCAGCAAUAAAAUCCUUUGAUUGAAGAAAGCACCAUUUCAUUGAAAAUGGGUGAGAAGCAUUUGCUGAAAAGCAGACUUUGCUUGUGCUUAACAAUUCUGGCACACCUUCUACAUGCCACAACUGAGGAAUCCACACUGCAGACUGGAGGGGGAAAUGAAAAGCAAUCAGAUGAGAUAUUGCUGCAGUCUGAUGAAACACUUGAGCACCAUCAAAGAGUAAAGAGAGGCUGGGUCUGGAACCAGUUUUUUGUUCUGGAAGAAUACACAGGAUCAGAGCCUUUGUAUGUUGGCAAGCUUCAUUCAGACAUGGACAGAGGGGAUGGAUCUAUCAAAUACAUCUUAUCAGGAGAAGGAGCUGGCACUAUGUUCACUAUAGAUGACAGUACUGGUGAUAUCCAUGCGAUCCAGAGGCUGGAUAGGGAAGUGAAAUCCCAGUAUAUUCUACGGGCUCAGGCACUGCAACGCCGCACAGGCAUGCCCUUGGAACCCGAGUCAGAGUUCAUUGUUAAAAUCCAGGACAUUAAUGAUAAUGAACCCCAGUUUCUGGAUGGGCCCUACACAGCAUCUGUACCUGAGAUGUCAGUGAUAGGUACCUCUGUUCUGCAAUUGACAGCUACAGAUGCAGAUGACCCCACUUAUGGAAACAGUGCCAGGGUUGUCUACAGUAUCCUACAGGGACAGCCUUACUUUUCUGUGGAGCCCAGAACAGGCAUCAUCCGAGUGACUCUGCCAAACAUGGACCGGGAAGCCAAGGAGCAUUACGAAGUGAUUAUACAAGCCAAAGAUAUGGGCGGACAGCUGGGAGGCUUAGCUGGGACUACAACUGUCAAUAUCACCCUUAGUGAUGUCAAUGAUAAUCCACCACAAUUUGCACAGAAGCUGUACCAGAUGAGUGUACCAGAGUCAUCCCCAGUUAGUUCCAUAGUAGGUCGAGUGAAGGCUAAGGACCUGGAUGAAGGGAUCAAUGCUGAAAUGAGAUACACCAUCAUUGAUGGGGACGGGAGAGACACGUUUGACAUCAGUACUGAUCCCACAAACCAAGUUGGCAUUAUAACCAUCAGAAAACCUCUAGACUUUGAAGGUAAGAAGAGCUACACCUUAAAAGUAGAGGGAGCCAACACACAGCUGGACCACCGUUUCCUGAGGAUGGGUCCGUUCAGUGACGUGACCAUCGUACACAUCAGCGUAGAGGAUGUAGACGAGCGCCCACAAUUUGAUUCCAAAUUCUAUUAUGUGGAGGUGCCUGAAGAUGUGGAGAUUGGUACCGUCUUCCAGACAGUCUCUGCCAAGGACCCAGAUGUGUCUAAUAACUCUGUGAGAUAUUCCAUUGAGCGGAACAGUGACCCGGGGAGAUACUUCUACAUUGACAUCACAUCAGGGGCUCUAAUGACUGCAAGGCCCUUGGACCGCGAAGAGGUCUCCUGGCACAACAUUACUGUUAUGGCUAUGGAAACGAACAACCCCACACAAAUUGGAAGUGUGUCAGUCACUGUGAAAGUCACAGAUGUUAACGACAACGCGCCAGAGCUGGCAAACUACUAUGAAGCCUUUGUCUGUGAAAACACUAAAGCUGGACAGCUGAUUCAGACAGUAACUGCCAUGGACCUAGAUGACCCACUCGGAGGUCAACAUUUCUACUAUAGCCUGGCACCUGAGGCAGCUAACAACCCUAACUUCACACUCAGAGACAACCAAGACAACACAGCCUGGAUAGUAACCCGGCGAGGAGGUUUCAGCCAGCAAGAAUGGAGUAUUUAUUACCUACCAAUACUCAUAUUAGAUGGGGAACAGCCUGUGCAGAGCAGUACCAGUACCCUGACGAUCCGCGUGUGUAGCUGUGACACACAGGGGAAUGCCAUGUCAUGCACUGCUGAGGCCUACACGCUUCCUGUUAGCCUAAGCAGAGGAGCUCUCAUUGCAAUUCUAGCCUGCAUUUUGGUGUUACUUGUGAUAAUCCUGCUCAUCCUGUCCCUGCGGAGCCAGAGGAAGAAGCCCUACCUGACAGACGUGGAGGAGAAUGUACAUGAGAACAUUGUGCGCUACGAUGAUGAAGGUGGCGGAGAGCAGGACACUGAGGCCUUUGACAUUGCUGCAAUGUGGAAUCCAAGAGAAUCUCAGGUGGUGAAGUUCAGGCAGGACAUGGUGCCAGAGAUUGAGAGCCUGUCCCGCUACGUGCCUCAGAACUACAUGGGGGACAGUAACGUUCACGGCUACGUGCUGGCCAAGCUGUAUGAGGCCGAUGUAGACCCCUGUGCGCCCCCCUACGACUCCUUACAGACCUAUGCCUAUGAAGGUGAAGGGUCCGUGGCGGAUUCUCUCAGCUCCUUGCAGUCUGUCACCACGAAUACCGACCAUGACUAUGACUACCUCAGUGACUGGGGGCCCCGCUUUAAAAAACUGUCUGACAUGUAUGGGGUUUCAGAGAUGGACAAUCCUUUAUGGUAGCCAUUUAGACUGGUUCUACAGUAUUUGACAAAUACCAACAGAAACUGUGCCCUUCUCUUUAUGAGAGAGUGUGAGUUCAUAUUGCUCAAGGAGUAUGCAGGAUUUCUAGUAUUGCAUCUAAUGAGACCAAACUCCUGUGCAAGAGAAAAAUAACAUGUGCUGUAAUGCUCAUUCACACUAACCUGGUAUUUCGGAUACAGAAGAACUUAGCAAUGUGCUGCUAAGAUAUUUUUAAGUAUUUUAAGUAUUGUGGUUGAUUGUAAGAUAGAUCGUAUAUUACUGGCCUAGACGGCCCAUCCUGUACAUUUAAAAUGGGACUUUAUGGCAAGAAUCCCUUAUAGAUUGUAAAGAAAGCAUUACAUUUACAUUCUUCUCAAUGCCGGUGGUAUACAUUCGCAUGGUAAACAGUCCAAAUUCUAUGUACUUGCAAUAAUGAAUAUCUUUUUUUUUUUUUUUUUUUUUUUAAUUUAGGGAUGCACAUACGUUUCCUGCUCAUAUUUAUUGAAAUAUGUAUUUAUAUUUUAUAUAAAUUAUUGGAAAUAUUAGAGGCUCAUUCCUGUGAUUUUCAAAAAAAAUGUAAAUGCUAUGGUUCCAUCUAAUUAUGAUGUAGCUGUGUAAGAUAAGAUAGUUGUAAUGCAAGGGACGACUUUUUUAAUGUGCUGUAUUGCCUGACAGCCUUUAACUUCCCUGUUUUUUGGGAUUUUUUUGUUUUUUUGUUACUUAGCAACCACAUAUUCUUAUGCAAAUAGGAGCUCAAAAAUGUUAUAUUUACAUAAUGAAUCCAGGGCUCCCAUCUACUGAGCUACCCACAGAGGUGUUUACAUGUUCUGUAAAAAUGUUGAAAUAUAGUUUGCAGAAAGUUUACACUCACCAUGAACUCAGUAAACCACUAGUUGUGUGCAGUGUAUAAAUGGGAUUAAUUCAAACACAGGCGCUUCAGUUUAAUGGGAGGCAAAACAUGUACACGAAUGAUUGUAAAUUAAUAGACUGGCAUCUAACCUUAUCUGCAAAGUUAUCUUUGAGCCCUGAGUAGGAUGAGCAGACAUUGUUGUGGACUGUAUAGCUUUGAAACCAUUGAGGAUUUAAAAGAGCAGUUAAUUUGACGAUGUGCCAGUGCCAAAUGUAAAGUAAACCUUCUACAAGAGAAAGCCAAAUAUGGAAAGGAAAAAAUAUGUCGUACAGUAAGAAGGGCUCAGACCUGUUAUGUCUGUCUGUCUGAGCAAUGUUUACAGGGGAAACCUACUUGA
This is a messenger RNA of Polyodon spathula (Mississippi paddlefish), 4135 nucleotides long. RefSeq names its product cadherin-20-like. NCBI's taxonomy places the organism in Eukaryota, Metazoa, Chordata, Actinopteri, Acipenseriformes, Polyodontidae. Gene Ontology annotation, cellular component: adherens junction; catenin complex; plasma membrane. Gene Ontology annotation, biological process: multicellular organism development; cell morphogenesis; adherens junction organization. The coding region runs from base 489 to 2888 and encodes 799 amino acids. The transcript is spliced from 13 exons. Gene Ontology annotation, molecular function: calcium ion binding; cadherin binding. The record is from RefSeq and is a predicted model, not a curated record.